Molecule: messenger RNA, 891 nt
Organism: Giardia duodenalis
Lineage: Eukaryota; Fornicata; Diplomonadida; Hexamitidae
Exons: 1
Coding region: 1-891 (296 amino acids)
Source: RefSeq, a predicted model, not a curated record
AUGCCACAACAUCUUGAAUGUACAUUAGAGCAAAAACAGAUCCUGCAGGGUCUGGCGGCCAAUGUUGUGCGUGUGCGCGGAGGGGCUUUCACAGUGGAGGAACUUCUUGCCAAUCCCGUCCUGCUACACGAACAAGUUUCUAGCAUCCGUGUGAGCUGGGACGCGAUAGUGAAGCAUCUCAAUAUAAGCAGGAACAGCGCAUAUCACUGGUAUCACGAAACUUAUGUUCGCCACAUUACAGGAACAAAAGUCACGCCGGUUGAUAAAGCUAUAAUUAGAAACACGAUAUUGCGAGGCAUAGAAGACCGUUCAAUCCUGCUCGACGAGUUCAGGUCAAAGCUGAAGGCGUCGUUGAGUCGGAAUUAUCAUAGGGCAGAGUUCACUAUGACGUACAACAAUCUUUUGCGCAGUCGCUGUGUGCAGACAGCCAUGGCGAACGCAGGAAUAACCCUCCCUUCUCGCAGGUCUACUAGGCCCAACCAAAACAGCGCUCAGAAAACUGCCCAGAAGGGGGUUGUCCCUGUUCUCCCAGAUAAGGCUGAUUUCACAGCACAACUCAACGCCCCGUUCAGUGCACAGCCAGCACAGCCAGUCUACAAGCCACCGCCUCCCUUAUACAUGGAGGCUCCGGACCGCAUUCUGUCCACACCUGUUUUUGCCCCCAUACAAAACAACUUUAUCACAAAUCUUCCAUUCAUAUCCACUGCGCCCGUCAUGUCCUUCUCAUAUCCCAAAAAUGCCCACACAGAAGGCGUUACUUCUACCGCCCCGCUGACUAACAAUCCAAUCUCAUAUGAGCUGCUGAGCAUCCCCCCUCCUUGCCUGCCACAAUGGGGCACACCCUUUUCUAUUCAGCAAAUACCGAGCAGCUCCAUUCUGCCGGCGAAGUAG